GCCGCCGCCUCUUCCCCGCCGCAUGGACGAGCACCUCAGCCUCCUGCGCUCGCCGCCGCCGCCCUCCGCCCGCCACCGCGCCCACCCUGCGCAGCCCCCCGCGAGCGGCGGCGGCGGCGCCCACACGCUGGUGAACCCCGGCUACGCCGAGCCCGCCGCAGGCCCCGAGCUGCCGCGCGACAUGACGGUGGUGCCCGGGGACCACCUGCUGGACCCCGAGGCUGCCGACGGCGGCGGGGGCCCGCCUCAGGGUGGCUGUGGCGGCGGUGGCGGCUGCGACCGCUACGAGCCGCUGCCGCCCGCGCUGCCGGCCGCCGGGGAGCAGGAGUGCUGCGGGGAGCGCGUGGUGAUCAACAUCUCGGGGCUGCGCUUCGAGACGCAGCUCAAGACCCUCUGCCAGUUCCCGGAGACGCUGCUGGGCGACCCCAAGCGGCGCAUGCGGUACUUCGACCCGCUCCGCAACGAGUACUUCUUCGACCGCAACCGGCCCAGCUUCGACGCCAUCCUCUACUACUACCAGUCCGGGGGCCGCAUCCGCCGGCCGGUCAACGUGCCCAUCGACAUUUUCUCCGAGGAGAUCCGCUUCUACCAGCUGGGCGAGGAGGCCAUGGAGAAGUUCCGCGAGGAUGAGGGCUUCCUGCGGGAGGAGGAGCGGCCCCUGCCCCGCCGCGACUUCCAGCGCCAGGUGUGGCUGCUCUUCGAGUACCCGGAGAGCUCGGGGCCGGCCCGGGGCAUCGCCAUCGUGUCCGUGCUCGUCAUCCUCAUCUCCAUCGUCAUCUUCUGCCUGGAGACGCUGCCCGAGUUCCGCGACGAGAAGGACUACCCCUCCUCGCCGUCGCAGGAGCUGUCCGAGGCGGCCGGCAACAGCACGUCGGCAGCCCCCGCGGGAGCCUCCAGCUUCUCGGACCCCUUCUUCGUGGUGGAGACCCUGUGCAUCAUCUGGUUCUCCUUUGAGCUGCUGGUGCGGUUCUUCGCCUGCCCCAGCAAAGCCACCUUCUCCCGAAAUAUCAUGAACCUGAUAGACAUCGUGGCCAUCAUCCCUUAUUUCAUCACUCUGGGCACUGAGCUGGCUGAGCGACAGGGCAAUGGACAGCAAGCCAUGUCCCUGGCCAUCUUGAGGGUCAUCCGCCUGGUGAGGGUCUUCCGCAUCUUCAAGCUCUCUCGCCAUUCCAAGGGGCUGCAGAUCCUGGGGCAGACGCUGAAGGCUUCCAUGCGGGAGUUGGGGUUGCUCAUCUUUUUCCUCUUUAUUGGGGUCAUCCUUUUCUCCAGCGCCGUCUACUUUGCCGAGGCAGACGACCCCACUUCAGGUUUUAGCAGUAUCCCGGAUGCCUUCUGGUGGGCAGUGGUAACCAUGACAACAGUAGGUUACGGUGAUAUGCACCCAGUGACCAUAGGGGGCAAGAUUGUGGGGUCACUCUGCGCCAUCGCUGGUGUCCUCACCAUUGCUUUGCCCGUCCCUGUGAUUGUUUCCAACUUCAAUUACUUCUACCACCGGGAGACCGAAGGGGAAGAGCAAGCCCAGUACAUGCACGUGGGAAGUUGCCAGCACCUCUCCCCUUCUGCCGAGGAGCUCCGAAAAGCAAGGAGUAACUCGACUCUGAGUAAGUCGGAGUAUAUGGUGAUCGAAGAGGGGGGUAUGAACCAUAGCGCUUUCCCCCAGACCCCCUUCAAAACGGGCAAUUCCACUGCCACCUGCACGACGAACAAUAAUCCCAACUCCUGUGUCAACAUCAAAAAGAUAUUUACCGAUGUUUAAUCUAUGAUCCAAGUGACAUGCUGUGCUCAGUAUUAUGUGGAACGUGCCCCCUUGGUCUGUGUAUGCCCUUGUUUUAUACAUUUCCAGGCCAUUCAUCAAGGAAAGGACAUGAAGAAGUGGAAAGCACACUUCAUUCUCCCUCACCCUACUGCUUCAUACUGAAACAGGUGUCUGUUUUGCAAGUGGGCUGCAUUCUCUCAGCUCUCCUUUUUUUUUCCCCUCUCCCUCUCUCUCUUAAUAUUGCAAGCAACAGACUUACUUUAAACUUGAUUUCUAGUACAAAUCCUGUUUAAAAAAAUAAAAACUGUACAUCCUGGUAGGAAAUGAAACUAGAGAACGGUUAGAGUAACUGUUUAACCUGAGAAUUAUUUGUUGCUUUACUAAGUAAAGCAGGCACAUAUUUAAACGGUGCUUCAGUUUGAUGGACCCGUCAGCAUUAUUGAAUCUUUAGUUCAAUUGCCUGUGCUGUGGAUAUGUGGAUGGAAAGUCUAAUGACUUGUAAACCCACCAUAAGUUCAUUUGGUUUUUGACUAGAAUUUCUAUUGGAAACUCCCCUCCUGGAAUUUACACUUCUCUACAACUUUGAACAAAGGGGAAUGCCUGAGAUGUCCUGAUCUAAUAUAGUUUAACUCUUUGGGGCUUGUUAAGCAUUUGGAAGUAUUAGACUAACAGAUUUCCUGUGAAGUUGUGUGUGUGUUCCAGCCAACAUCUAUCAAAGUCUAGAAACAGAUGUUUUCAGUGCUGCUGAGAGAAACAAAAUUUCCUAAUGCAUCUGAGAGAUAAGCUUCUGCAGUAUCACAAGAAGAUUAAAGUGGCAGACACUCCUUCCAGCGGAAGUUACUAAUUCGGACCUGACUGAUGCAGUUCCCAUAGCAACCCAUGUUUCCUGGGAAACCCGAAAAAGGUUGUCAUGGCAUCUCUUGCUCUCUAGCCCCGCCCCCUAGCCCCUGCCUUUUCCACAGUAAUCUUUCCAGAUGUUUUCUAGUUACAUGAUUUCAUAAGGAAAAUCACUGUUUGAAUAAAGUCUGAGAAUCUGAGGUGGUGAUAUGAAUCACAAAAUGCCUAUUUUUUUACUACAAAAAAAAUCACUGAUAUCAUUCUAUAAUGACUGAAUCCAGAAUGAAAGUAUCGUCUUUGGAAUGGUUAGAUAUGCACCACAAUAAGGAAUGAUUUGAAUUAAAUGCCAGUAAUUAGGCAAUAAUUUUAAAAGAUGCUUCUCUACUGUUUCCUUUCUCCAAGAAGUUUCAAGCCAACAAAUGAAAUUUAAAAGCAAAUUUCAAAGUGUUCUGUACAUAAGCAAAUGAAAGAUUCAAUCAGUGCACCUGAAACUUUACUGCAAGGGACCUUCAGACUUCCUCUUUAAAAUAAAAUCCAGAUCCCACAACAGCACUGUUACCAUCACAGCACUUGAAAAACAAAGUAAACUUUAAAAAUAUAAAGGAUGCAUAUUUUUAACUGAGGGAAUUGCAGACAAUCAAUUCGAAAGAGGGACGGGAAGUAACCAAAUCUUGGGGAAAUUCCUUCAAGUUUCAGCCAUAUGCCAGGGGUUUCCAGAAGACAAACAGAAUCAGGUGAGCACUCUGUGCGCUGAGAGCACUCCUUUUUGUCCAGGGAACCAGGGAAAUGCUCUUCCUGUCUAGAUUGGCGAUACUUGGAAAACCAAUAGUUUUAUAUUAAUUAUGUGCAAGUGCCUUUUAAAGAUCAUUUACAAUACCUUUUCCAUUUGAUUUCCAUGUUGCUAAUUAUCGUUUGGUUUCCGUUGCUUAUUGCAAAAGGAUGGGGAAAAAAGUCAUUGCUCUUCAGAAUAACUUUCACCCAGACUGAGCUGAAAAUGAUUCCAUUCUGUUUACCAACCCACUUGGCUUCGGAAGAACCGGUUUCCCCUUAAAAAUGAGAGUAAUCUAUUUUUAAAGUUCAUAAAAUAUUUUCAGGUAGUCAGAAGCCUACUUACUUUAUUAUUUGUGCAUUUGAGACAGUGAAAAUUAAUGUCUUACAAUAAGACUAUAAGAGGGGAAGAGGAAGAGAAAGACAAAAAAAGAGGCAGGAACUCUAUCUGGUCAUAGGGUCGUUGUUUUUAUCUCUAUGUGGGUCAAAAUCAGACUCCUUUAUCUAGUUUCCUUGGCUACUUGUUUGAGUUACUUGUAACAUUGAUCUACCUUUCGACCAAAUUUGUGGUGUUCUUAAUGACCAUAAAUUCUUUUUAUGACCCAUUUUGGAGGUAAUAUGUUAGACACACUGUAGUAAUAAGAUUAAGAAUAAUUUUUGUUUUUGUUCUUAAAAGAACAUAAAGAUAGACAAAUCACAGUGACAAUUUUAUUCAUAUUUAUUCAGAAGAUGUAGAAACCCUGAGUAGUUCUAUUAGUAAGUUACUAUGGUUGUGGCAUAAUUUUGGGAAUUGUAUGGAAUUUUUUGGAAUUAAAUAACAAUUAUAUGAAGGAGACCUUUAUUUUUUUAAUUCAGAGGAAUAUGGCUUUUGAGUUAUAACUUCGAGGUAGUACAUUGCUUCUGGUCGCCAUAUUGUAAGCCCCUUAGAGGUUAUAGAUUCUGUGUCUUGACAAGCUUUGGCUACUAGUGCCCCACAGAGAACGUAGCACCUUGAUGUAUUCAAUACAUAUUUGAUGAGUGAAUGGCUAUUAUCUUACAUGAAUGUUAUAUUCAGGCUUUUAAUGAAGUGGUUUGAAGCCUAAGUUCGGUAGUCAUAUUGCCAGGUUUUGAAUCCUGACUCCACUGUAUGACAUUGAGCAAAUUACUUAACCUCUCUGGACCUAAGUUUCCUUAUUGAUGAUAAUAAAUAGUACCUCAUGGGGUUGUUGUGAAUAGUAAAUGUUAAUACAGGUGUAACACUUAGAAAAAAUAAUGCGUGAUAUGCAGCAGAGAUUACAUUAUUAGAUUAUUUGCUGAGAGUACGUUAUUGUGAUCAUUACUCACCAACAUUGUAUAAUUAAUACCAAGCUUUGUGAAUAAUAUGAAAUACAUAAAUAAUCAGUGUCUUCCUAUUUACUUUCUAUAUAACAAUAAUAAUUACCACUUAUUAAAGGUUGACCAUGUCCUGGACACUUCUCAACUCUGUAAGUGGUAUUAACCCUGUCUUAGGAGGGCAAAAAAUAGAUGGUUAAGUGAUUUCCCUAAGACUUCACUGCUAGCAAGAGACCAGCUACGAUUUAAAGCCAGGUCAUUCUGGCCCCAAAAGCCAUUUUCCUUUUGUUGGGUGACUUGAAAGCGACUGAGAAAAUAAAUUUCUUAUGCUUUUA
This is a messenger RNA of Equus caballus (horse), 5007 nucleotides long. RefSeq names its product potassium voltage-gated channel subfamily A member 3 (gene KCNA3). Gene Ontology annotation, biological process: potassium ion transmembrane transport; protein homooligomerization. Gene Ontology annotation, cellular component: voltage-gated potassium channel complex; membrane; axon. The record is from RefSeq and is a predicted model, not a curated record. Gene Ontology annotation, molecular function: delayed rectifier potassium channel activity; protein binding. Lineage: Eukaryota; Metazoa; Chordata; Mammalia; Perissodactyla; Equidae.